Truncatella angustata is the source of this 3499-nucleotide messenger RNA. RefSeq lists its product as uncharacterized. Gene Ontology annotation, biological process: double-strand break repair via synthesis-dependent strand annealing; interstrand cross-link repair; replication fork reversal. The transcript has 2 exons. The record is from RefSeq and is a predicted model, not a curated record. NCBI's taxonomy places the organism in Eukaryota, Fungi, Ascomycota, Sordariomycetes, Amphisphaeriales, Sporocadaceae. Gene Ontology annotation, molecular function: four-way junction DNA binding; hydrolase activity; 3'-5' DNA helicase activity. Bases 52 to 3447 code for a protein of 1131 amino acids.
UGAACGACCAAUUACCACUUCCAGGACAUUGACAGUGCAGUCGACCAAGUCAUGGACUCGGACGAAUUCGAUGAUGACAUUCUCGAUGAGGAUCUGAUCAUUGCUGCCACCCAAUUUCCUUCCAACAUCCAGUCAAGCAAACCUACUGCCACUUCAAAUUUCCAUCCCCACGUGCAACGCCAUGGCCGGGUGGCGGCUGGGAAUAGCUUCAAUUCACCGCAAAGGAACAACCCGACAUCAGGCAUUCAUAAUGCAGCUGGCUUCAUUGACCUCGAUGACCUGCCAGAUGAUGCAUUUUCCAGUCCACCACACACCUCAGUAACGCAAGCCGCUGCCGGCAAUGUACGUACGCCAGCACGGUUUGGUGGGCCAGCCCCCAAUUAUCGGCAGAUGACGCUCUUUGGUUCGGCGGCUCCCCAAAAUGGUGCCUCAGAGCCUGCUCAACGCAUGAAUAGUAUACGUAAGUUUCGUGCCGAUCUACCAGAGGAAAAGCCAACCCAUCACGACAUUGACCGCGAUGCCAUGAAAACAUGGGUUUAUCCUACAAAUUUGGGGGCCAUCAGAGAAUAUCAGUAUACUAUAGUCAAAGAGGGGCUGUUUAACAACACCCUGGUGGCUUUACCUACUGGUCUCGGAAAGACUUUUAUUGCAGCCACCGUCAUGUUGAAUUUCUAUCGUUGGACAAAGACAGCCAAGAUCAUUUUUGUGGCCCCCACCAAACCACUCGUAUCACAACAAGUUGACGCUUGCUUCAAUAUCGCUGGUAUCCCAAGAUCGCAAACCACGUUAUUGACCGGCGAGAUCUCUCCAGCCCUCCGAGAGGAUGAAUGGAAAUCAAAGCGCGUGUUUUUCAUGACGCCACAAACUUUAGAAAAUGAUUUAUCUUCUGGUGCCGCAGAUCCAAAGUCCAUCGCGCUUCUAGUGGUGGACGAAGCCCAUAGAGCUACGGGCAACUAUUCAUACACCAAAGUCGUAACCUUCCUCCGACGGUUUUCCAGCAGCUUCCGCAUCCUGGCUCUCACAGCAACUCCAGGGUCGAAAGUUGAGGCAGUUCAGGAAGUCAUUGAUGGCCUCGGCAUAUCGCAUGUCGAAAUCCGCACCGAGGAUUCUCUUGAUAUUCGGCAGUAUGUUCACCACCGACAGGAAGACAUUGAGUUGCUGGACCCUUCCGAGGAAAUGGUGUUUUGUAGGGACUUGUUUUCCAAGGCUCUGAAGCCAUUGGUGGACAAACUGAGCCAGCAAAAUAUUUACUACGGUCGUGAUCCAAUGUCCCUGACUACUUUCGGAUUGCUGAAAGCGCGGAAAGACUGGCUGGGAAGAGCGGGCCAUUCCGCUAAUCAAGGAGUCAAGUUCAUGAUGUUUGCGAUUUUCACUAUUCUACAGGGUCUGGCCCAUGCAAUAAAACUACUGAAUUUUCACGGCAUCAAACCCUUCUAUGAUAACCUGGUUCGAUUUAGAGAAGAGAUCGAAGACAAAGGCGCAAAGGGUUCCAAAUUCAAGCGUCAGGUCGUUGACUCACCUGACUUCCAGCAAAUGAUGGGUAAGGUCGGUGACUGGCUAAAGAAGGAUGAUUUCGUCAGUCACCCGAAGCUCACUUGUCUUUCCGAAACCAUUCUCAAUCAUUUUAUGGACGCAGGCGAAGGCAGAGAGGACGGUGGAUCUUCUAAUACAAGGAUCAUCGUCUUCAGCGAAUACCGAGACAGUGCAGAGGAGAUCGUACGCAUACUCAACCGUCACGAGCCUCUCAUAAGAGCUGCCGUUUUUGUCGGCCAAGCAGAUACCACGAAGUCAUCCGGCAUGAAGCAAACUGAGCAGAUCGAAAGGAUCAAAAAGUUCAAAGAGGGUGUUUUCAACGUGCUCGUCGCCACUUCCAUCGGCGAAGAAGGGCUGGAUAUCGGUCAAGUUGAUCUAAUUGUGUGUUAUGAUGCCUCGGCUUCCCCCAUCAGGAUGCUGCAAAGGAUGGGACGAACGGGAAGAAAGAGAGCCGGAAGGGUUGUGCUGCUGCUUAUGCGAGGAAAAGAGGAGGAUAACUAUGCGAAGUCAAAGGAUGGCUAUGAUAAAAUGCAGCAGAUGAUCUGCGAAGGAAGUCGUUUCGCAUUCAGGCACGAUCUGUCUACGCGAAUUGUCCCACGGGACAUCAAACCUGAAGUAGAUAAGAGGCAUGUCGAGAUUCCCAUCGAGAACACGCAGAAUCAGUCACUCCCAGAGCCCAAGAAGGGGGCGGCUCGGAAGAAGAGAGCACCAAAGAAGUUUCACAUGCCUGAUGGCGUUGAGACCGGAUUUACCAGUGUUGCUUCCAUGCUCGGAAAGCGGCCGAAGAAUACAACAAAGUCAAAGGUUCAGGCAGAGCCUCGGGAGGAAGACGAAGUGGCCGACAUUCCCGAGGCGCAAGCAGUCUGGCUCAACUCCCGGCAGACAGAAGAACUCCGAAGCACUUACCAGAAUUUGCCAUAUUAUCAGGACCAAGUCCAAGAGGUUCCCACUGCAGAUCUUACAGCGCAGACCGAAGCACAAAGAACACUACGCAAAACUGUGCUUUUGAUGCAUGGAGAGCAUACGAAACAAUGUGUUAAGCUCUUCCGGAAGAUGGCAAAGAUCCAUGCAACGCCAACUUUGUUUCAGGGAUCUUAUACUCAGCUAGAUGGCAGUCGUUAUCUGGAAAUAAGUGUACCCUCUGAUCUUUCGGAUUCUGAGAUAGAUGUUGCUGAAGUAAAACGACCGCCACAGAAGAAAAGAAAAACUGCCCAGUUAGAUGGCGACGAGGAAGUCGAGGUGAAUUUUCGACCUCGGAAAGCCCCAGCUAAACCACGUCAGAUACAAAAACCAAAGGCAGUAUCAAAGAGCAAACAGGCUGUACACCACAACACAUUUACAGACGAGGACGAUGGAGGUGUGCAUGAUGGAGAUUCACUAGAGUUAACCCCGCCACGGCGCCAGAAGCCUGUUGUCAAAAACGCAACAUCCCGUUCGGUGCCGACGAAGAAGCGCGGUCGUCCAUCGAAGAACAAACAAUCAGGCGUAUAUGAUGAAAGCGCUGAUGAAGGAGAUGAUUGCCGUCGAACCAGUGACCUUGAAUUGACAGCCGAAUCCGAUGAUGGUUCAGAUCUAGAAGAUUUUGUUGUAGGAGACGAUGUUGCUACAUCUUCGGCAGUGCCAACGUCCAGUAUGAGGCGCGUCUCCACAUCGCCUACGACGCCUUCAAUGUCCUCGGUGGCGGGUCGACAAUUUGGGCAGGGGAAGCAAUACUAUGAGAAGGCAAGCCUGUCGACAACUCAGGACAGCGAGGACGAUAUGCCGUCGAUGAGUCAAAUUGUGGGCAGGAAUAAAUCGCGGGCCACGGAAGCAUCCGAUCUAGAAAAAACGGACGACGAAGAGAUCGUCCAGAGAAUAAUCCGCGGACCCAGGAGGCGUGCUGUGAUUAAUGACGACGAGGACUCUGACGUUUAAUAAGUACGUACUGCACAAACCGAUUUAGAGCAAAAUGAAUAAACGUAAGCCG